Capsaspora owczarzaki ATCC 30864 is the source of this 512-nucleotide messenger RNA. RefSeq lists its product as hypothetical. Lineage: Eukaryota; Filasterea; Ministeriida; Capsasporidae. Bases 57 to 311 code for a protein of 84 amino acids. The transcript is spliced from 4 exons. The record is from RefSeq and is a predicted model, not a curated record.
UAUGUGCACCUGCAUUUGUCCAAAAGACCGUUCGCCACUCUUUACUUUGAAUCAGAAUGGUUGUUGGCGCCACCAAGCAGCUUCUCAAGGAGAACCCUCCGCUCAUCCCGCUUUUCGGCAUCAUCGGCCUCGGUCUCGUCGGCGCUGGCUACUAUGUCGGCCGUCUUUCCAUGGGCUCCCACGUCGUCUGGGAUCGCAAGAACCCCCACCCCUGGAUCCACACUCGCCAAGAUGAUCACGACAAGUUCAUUGACCUGCGAGAUGAGCGCAAGAAGAUUAUGGACGCCAAGGCUGGCAACAACUCCCAGUAAACGGCUCGACACGAAAAUGCAUUUCAACGCCUUGUCGUCUUUGCUGUUUGCCGCUUGCUGCUGCUGUUGAGAACCCACGUCUCUCGCUGCUGCUGCUGCGUGUCAACAGUUUGUUGAUAGUUGUUGAUAUGUUGCUUCUUUCUCUUUUGUUGCAUUGAUACACAUCCAAAUCGUCCCUCAAUGAACGGUUUUGUAGAUUUU